Molecule: messenger RNA, 399 nt
Organism: Theileria annulata
Lineage: Eukaryota; Apicomplexa; Aconoidasida; Piroplasmida; Theileriidae
Product: 60S ribosomal protein L32, putative
Exons: 2
Coding region: 1-399 (132 amino acids)
Biological process (GO): translation
Cellular component (GO): ribosome; cytosolic large ribosomal subunit
Molecular function (GO): structural constituent of ribosome
Source: RefSeq, a predicted model, not a curated record
AUGUCUGUUAAGAAGGUUGGUAAAUUAGUUCAUAAACGAACUAAAAAAUUUAGAAGAUUUCAUUCGGAUCGUUUUAAAAGACUUCGAACGACAUGGAGGAAACCGAAAGGUAUAGAUAAUCGUGUUAGAAGACGUUUUAAGAGUACAGUUUUAAUGCCAAAAAUUGGUUAUGGUACUAAUAAGAAAACACGACAUCAGUUACCUGGUGGUGUUUAUAAAGUUGUGGUAUCAACUCCUGCCGAAGUUGACGCUUUAUUAAUGCAUAAUAAAACUCAUGUAGCUGAAGUUGCACAUAGUGUCUCUGCUAAGAAACGGAGAGUACUUCUUGAUCGAGCUGACAAACUUGGUAUCAAAGUACUAAAUAAAAAAGCUAGACUCCAAUUACAAGAAAAAGAAUAA